ACUGUACAUGCUGCAACAAUUGUCAUAUAUUUUUGUUUUCCAGCCUCACCCCGCUCAGUGUAGAAACUGCACACGUGUGGUCGACAUGACUGAACGUGUGCCGACUUUUGUUAAAAUUUCAGUAUUGUAAUUUAUGCAUUACAUUUCCAGCACAGUCUCAGAGAGGAUUUAUUCAGUCGGCAAACUAUAGGUAAUGAUAUUCUUCAACAUUGACAAGUAAUUAUCAAUUUCGUUUAGGUUGUAUAAUAAGUUAUUAUAGUAAUUGUAAUGGAGAAUUUUCGCAAAUAAAGUUGCGAAUAUUUGGAUGCUUUUGAUUGUAUGCAUAAAUUGAUCGAUGGCAAAGCAUUUCCAGGGAUGUGCUUCGUUUAGGGUUUCUGGCGUUAGGUGAAAUUUAACUGAAAGAUCAUUCUGUGCCGAAAUUGUCUAAGCAAAAAAUAAGCGCAAUCUGUAUUCCCAAGUCUCUUUGACGUCAGACUCGGAGGUGGUUUGGUCACGAGGUCUCCUCAACCUCGUUUCCACGGAACUUUUCACAUCAGCUGAUCAUCGAGCACACUAAGAAUUGGACGCGAUAGCAGGUUCUAAAUUGGCCCUUCGGUCCGCUUUCUGAACUGAAAGGAAAAUAAACCAAUAUUUCUGCCAUUUUGUUUUUUCCUAGUUAGACAAAAGCGAAGUAGCAGUCUCCGCAGCGGGCUCGUGUAAGGUACAGUUGGCAGAGGAGCCGCUAAAAUAAGCUGCACUAGCUGCAUGCAAGAGAAAAAUUCACUCCCCUCCUCACAAUUCUUCAUGGAGCAGUUGCCAACUUUUGCCAUUUUAGUGCGAACGAUCGUCGUAAGCGUGGUUUUUUCGUGGAUAUUUUCAGGUUAUCGGUAGACUAUUUCAAAUUAUCAAUUUCAGUUCAUCUGACAACACCAAUCUUCUGUUACGGCUCCGCGGUUCCAGCAGCCCAUCGGUUCGGCGUUGUGAUUUCCAUCCCAGUUAUUUUAAAAGGUUUGCGCAAACACUCCCCUCCCUACCCCAAAAAUACACUCCCCCUUCCACCACCAAACUUUGCUGCAAGCGGCGACAUUUAUAGCUGAACAACAACACGAGUCUUCGUAGCCCAAGCUGCCAAAAACGGAUAGCCUGUGAGAUACCCCUCCGGCUUUAUUUCAACACUUGUUCUUUUUUAAACAAUGAUGGUGCAAGCAUUCCGUUUAUUUCAACCAUUUCUUUCCCGCGUGAUUAUCUUAGGAUUCACCUCAGAGGAUUGCUGAAGAUAUAUAAAUGCAAAAAGCUGGAGAAUUUGUCUUAAAACUACCUUUCAACAUGUACUAGCAGUAAAGAACUGUCGCGUUUAUUAACGGAAGUGAUUACCAGUUGCUUUCAUUGUUCCGUCUGGUUUUUAGUAGUAAAGUUGCACUGGUAAACCUAUUAACUCGAUCUGAAGGCCAUUAAAAGCGUAUUUACUUAGGGUGCCUCCAAUGAAUAGUCCGAUAUGUCGUCGUUUGGUCGGUAACUUAUUUUCCGUGUUUAGAGGGGGAUUGUAUUUUCUAUUCACCGACUGAUAUUUUAGCUGGCACAGGUUAAAAAUCUUGCUGUUAUCUACUCAUGCAUGAUUGUUAGCAGCUAUGUGCCAGUGAAAACGGCAGCGCUUUGCAAAACAUAUGCCAUGUUCCUUUAUCAAACAAAACACGGAGGAGAAAAGUAAGCAUUCUUAUAGGUUUAAUGUUCGGAUUUAAUUUAAUUGGUUAAGUCGUCUGACUCGGUGGGUAAAUAAUUAAAUGCCUGUAGGCCAUGAUAAAACUAGGAGACUACAUCGUGAAAACGCAGAUGACGUUUGUUACCAAUUGCAGGCCAGGCAAACUAGGAAGACCCCAAACACGGCAACAACGGUGUUCGAUAGAGGGUCAGCCUCUUUAAUACAGCUGUAAUGUCUACAUCCUGGGAUUUAUCUUCCAUUAUACGGAUGAACGAACUUAAAGUCAAAACAUCGCACGACCCAAGAUUUCGCGCUAUACCGAAAGUCUACAGAUCGCCAAAAAUAUCGAGCCACGUUCGACUCGCCUCCGGAGCAAAAAGUCGAGUUCUGAACGCAGAGAAAACAUUUCAAAUGGAAAAAGAACAAGAAGAGAACAACAAUAAUGUGGAUGGUGUAUCAAGCCCAUUUGAGUUCUUUAGGCAGCACAGUUUUGACAAACAAGUUGAUUUGAACGGUUGGAUCAUUGACCCGAAAGCCGCUUGUGAAAUUGGUUCCCAGUUAGUUCCACGUUCAACUAUUGUACGUUUAUCCCUCGCUAACAGCCAUCUUGGAGACGAAGGAGGGAAAGCUGUAGCUAAAGGCCUGGAGGAGAACUUUUCUGUGAGAGAGCUUGACCUGUCUGGUGAUAUGCUUGGACAGAAUGCUAUUUCCAGCAUUGGAGAGAUGCUCAAUAAGAACCAAACUGUAGAAAAACUGAAUCUCUCGAGGAACAACUUAACCGACCCGGACGUGGAAUCUCUCCUCGCUGCUCUUUGCCGUAAAACUGUUCUAAAAGAACUGGACUUGUCUCAAAACAUUCUAUGUGAUCAAUUCGCCAAGCAAAUGUCUUUUGUUUUGGAGAAGAACUUUGUACUCGAAAAGCUUUUCGUUAACUCAAAUCAGCUUGAAGUAACGGGGUUACAGGCCUUUUUGCCAGGUUUACGAAAAACCAAAACGCUGUCUGCUUUCAACAUUUCAUGGAAUUACUUACGCGACCAAGGAGCUGAAAUUCUUGGCGAAGUAAUCGCUAGCAAUCGAAGCCUUGUUGAAAUUUCAGCUUGUGGGAAUCUGUUUACGCCCCAAGCCGCAAGCUUCAUUGCAAAGGGUGUUGCUAACAACUCAAAAUUGAAAGUUCUUCGUAUAGGUCAAAAUUUGAUAAGGAGCACAGGGGCGUUUGAAUUUUUGAAUGUUUUUAUAGCGGAAGGUGGGUUAUCCGAAAGCGGGAUGCCUACAACAGUGUUAGAAAUUUUAGAUAUUAAUGGUACCAUUGUUGACGAAAAAUUCAAAGAACUAAUUGAGACAGAGUUGACCGAAAGGUUUCCAUCUGUGAAGGUCGUCAAUUUUUCCCUUAUUGAACGUGUUAGUGCAGAUAGCGAAAAUCUGUAAACAAUUACGAUACACUGUACUGUGAGUAUCGGUUUAUAGAUAGCAAGAUAACUAAAUCAUCUGGACUGACAAAUCCAGGAAUUGGAGACAGAAAGCGAAAUUUUGCACUUUUUUAAAACCAAACAUGGCCUUUCCGCAUGUAAAACGUUUAAUUAACACUAUAUGGAGAUAUAAUAAUUCUAAAAGGUGCAAUUAAUUUACAGGGUUUUUAGAUCAGAUCCUCUUUCUUAUUGUAAAGGAAAAGAAAUUAAAAUAAUGUAUUAGUUGUUGUGAUUACUCUUUGAAUCGGAAACAUGGGGAAAAGAGACAAGAAGAAAAGCAAUCAGUAUUUAUAAAGAAAUGCUCUUUUAUUUAUCCAAGCUGAAGACCUCACAUUCCUGUCAACAGCACUGACUAAAUAAGCUGAUUUGUACCGGAAACGAAUUAAAGUACUCUACUAGGUUCAGUAUUAUUCUUUGGCGUGUUUUAUCGACUCAGACGGAUUACAUGCAUUAUUACAGCUGCAUUACCGGCAGGAGGAUCAGGACUCAUGCCAUACGAACAGAUUAAAGCUGUAUUCCGUCUGACACUGGAAUAUUCCGGCUUUCUGGUGAUCAGAUAGUUAUAAACUUGUCCCUAGCAGUGUAUAUAUUCGGCUAAUACUGUUUGCAUAGAAAAGACGGAUAAAUUUCAAUAACAGUGCCAAGACAGGACUAUUUGGGGUUUUUAUAUCAGGAUACUUAUGCUGCCAUGUCCUAGUCCUAUCACUGAUGACGGCAAGGAAUCAAAUUGAGCUGAAUUCAAUUGCUCUGACAGGACGUUCGUUGAAGAUGCUUCUCAAACGUUGCGCCGGGGAAAAUCAAGUUAUUGGUAUGA
Molecule: messenger RNA, 3958 nt
Organism: Orbicella faveolata
Lineage: Eukaryota; Metazoa; Cnidaria; Anthozoa; Scleractinia; Merulinidae
Molecular function (GO): protein binding
Source: RefSeq, a predicted model, not a curated record